AUGCCGUCGGCAAAAAAGAAACGGGAUGUUAUGUUUGAGGACGAUGAUCUCCCAUAUGAGGAGGAGAUUAUCAGAAAUCCAUAUUCAGUCAAGUGCUGGAUGCGUUACAUCGAGUUCAAACAGAAUGCGCCCAAAACGGUCCUCAAUAUGAUCUAUGAACGGGCUCUGAAAGAGUUGCCUGGAAGUUAUAAACUAUGGUACAAUUACCUGAGGGAAAGGAGGAAACAAGUCAAAGGGAAAUGUAUCAAUGAACCAGUGUUUGAAGAAAUUAACAACUGCCAUGAAAGAGCGCUGGUGUUCAUGCACAAGAUGCCCAGGAUAUGGACCGAUUAUUGCCUGUUCCUAGUGUCGCAGUGCGAGAUCACAAGGAGUCGGCGAUCAUUUGACCGUGCGCUCCGAGCUCUUCCUGUUACUCAGCAUCCACGUAUCUGGCCUCUCUAUCUUCGCUUUGUCCGAAGCUUACCCCUGCCUGAGACGGCCAUACGAGUCUACCGCAGAUACCUUAAGCUUUCCCCAGAGAAUACAGAGGAAUACAUUGAGUACUUAAAAUCUGUUGGCCGCUUGGAUGAAGCUGCUGUACGUCUAGCGGCUGUAGUCAAUGACGAAAGCUUUGUGUCCAAAGAAGGCAAGUCUAACUACCAGUUGUGGCACGAGUUAUGCGACCUGAUUUCUCAGAACCCUGACAAGGUGACUUCUCUAAAUGUUGGCGCCAUCAUCCGAGGCGGGCUUACUCGCUUUACGGACCAGCUUGGCAAGCUUUGGUGCUCCUUAGCGGAUUAUUACAUCAGAAGUGGCCUCUUUGAAAAGGCCCGUGAUGUGUAUGAGGAGGCUAUUCUUACUGUGGUAACUGUCAGGGAUUUCACGCAAGUCUUUGACAGUUACGCCCAAUUUGAGGAGAGCAUGAUUGCAGCCAAGAUGGAGACCACCUCCGAGAUGGGCCAGGACGAAGAAGAUGAUAUCGACCUGGAGCUUCGACUCGCCCGCUUUGAGGAGCUGAUAACACGGCGGCCUCUUCUUCUCAACAGUGUGCUGUUGCGCCAGAACCCUCACAAUGUCCAUGAAUGGCACAAACGUGUAAAACUGUACGAGGGCAUUCCACGACAGAUCAUCAACACUUACACAGAGGCUGUGCAGACUGUCGAUGCCAUAAAGGCCACUGGGAAGCCCCACACACUCUGGGUCACUUUUGCAAAAUUCUACGAGGACAAUGAGCAGCUGGAUGAUGCCAGGACCAUAUUUGAGAAGGCCACCAAGGUGAACUACAAGCAGGUGGACGACCUGGCCACGGUUUGGUGUGAGUAUGGCGAGAUGGAACUCCGGCACGAAAACUACGACCAGGCACUGAGGAUACUGAGGAAAGCCACAGCCAUCCCAUCCAAGAAGGCCGAGUACUUUGAUGCCUCUGAGCCAGUCCAAAAUAGAGUCUACAAGUCUUUGAAGGUCUGGUCCAUGUUGGCAGACUUGGAAGAGAGUCUUGGCACAUUCCAGUCCACAAAAGCGGUGUACGACCGCAUUAUUGACCUGCGUAUCGCCACGCCACAGAUUGUCAUCAACUACGCCAUGUUCCUCGAAGAGCACAAAUACUUUGAGGAGAGCUUCAAAGCGUACGAGCGUGGCAUCGCCCUCUUCAAGUGGCCAAACGUUUACGACAUCUGGAACACUUACCUCACCAAGUUCAUUGACCGAUACGGAGGCAAAAAGCUGGAGCGAGCCCGAGAUCUCUUCGAGCAAGCUCUCGACGGCUGCCCCGCUAAAUUUGCCAAGACCAUCUACCUUCUCUAUGCCAAGCUGGAGGAGGAGUACGGACUGGCUCGUCACGCCAUGGCUGUUUACGAAAGAGCGACGCAGGCGGUGGAAAAUGAGGAGCGACACCAGAUGUUCAAUAUCUACAUCAAGAGAGCGGCUGAAAUAUAUGGCGUCACGUACACCAGGGCCAUUUACCAGAAGGCUAUUGAGGUUCUCCCUGAUGAGCAUUCCAGGGACAUGUGCUUGCGAUUCGCCGACAUGGAGAGCAAACUUGGUGAAAUCGAUCGGGCCAGAGCUAUCUAUGCUUACUGCUCUCAGAUCUGCGACCCCAGGGUCACUGCUGUAUUCUGGCAGACGUGGAAAGAAUUUGAGAUCCGCCAUGGAAACGAGGACACCAUUAGAGAGAUGCUCCGACUCAAGCGCAGCGUGCAGGCCACGUACAAUACUCAGGUCAACUUCAUGUCAUCUCAGAUGCUGAAGGCCACUACAAGCUCUACAGGCACCGUGUCUGAUCUUGCUCCAGGCCAGUUGGGAAUUGACGACAUGAAGAUGUUGGAGCAGAAAGCGCAGCAGCUUGCAGCAGAGGCAGAGCAGGAUAAAACCAAGCCAAAAGAAAAGAUUCUCUUUAUUAGGAGUGACACAUCUCGCAGCGAGUUGGCUGAGCUGGCCAAACAAGCCAAUCCCGAUGAGAUCGAUAUUGAUGACGAGGAUGAUGGGCAAGGCCCGGAGGAAGUCCAGCUGGAACAGAAGAGCGUUCCCACCGCUGUCUAUGGAGGUCUGAAAGAUGAUUGAGCAACUUCUCAAGAACACUUAGUGACUUUUGUAACAUUGUAGUCCUUUUUAACCUCACGUCAUAAAAGAUACAUUUGUGAAUUUGUAUAAAUUCUUGCAUUCACUGAUGAGAAUUUUGAUGACCGCAUGGCUGCCCUUCAUACUUUGCCUGGAGAAAGUAACAUGCAUUUUGGGGUGAUGACCACAGUGGGUCAGGCUUUCUCAAGUAUGUGAUAGCAGGUCGUGCAAUUGGGCAGGUGAAUAGUUUGGGUUCGUGGAAUUUUGUCAUAGUGUUUUGUUAAAAAUUCUGUCCUUAAUCAAAGAAAUAACAUUUGUACUUGUAUUGUCAUAUGUAACAGGAAUUGUAAUAUUACCUUGAAUUGAUUAAAUUUGUGUAAUUGUUUAACCAAA
Syngnathus acus (greater pipefish) is the source of this 2928-nucleotide messenger RNA. It is a transcript of the gene xab2, whose product is annotated as XPA binding protein 2. Gene Ontology annotation, biological process: mRNA splicing, via spliceosome; generation of catalytic spliceosome for first transesterification step. Bases 1 to 2538 code for a protein of 845 amino acids. Gene Ontology annotation, cellular component: U2-type catalytic step 2 spliceosome; post-mRNA release spliceosomal complex; Prp19 complex. Gene Ontology annotation, molecular function: protein binding. Lineage: Eukaryota; Metazoa; Chordata; Actinopteri; Syngnathiformes; Syngnathidae. The record is from RefSeq and is a predicted model, not a curated record. The transcript has 19 exons.